Carlito syrichta (Philippine tarsier) is the source of this 342-nucleotide messenger RNA. It is a transcript of the gene CRCT1, whose product is annotated as cysteine rich C-terminal 1. The transcript has a single exon. The coding region runs from base 1 to 342 and encodes 113 amino acids. The record is from RefSeq and is a predicted model, not a curated record. NCBI's taxonomy places the organism in Eukaryota, Metazoa, Chordata, Mammalia, Primates, Tarsiidae.
AUGUCCUCCCAGCAGAGCGCCGCUUCCUCAAAAGCCUUUUCCAAGGGGUCCUCCCAGGGCCCCACUCCGUGCCCCGCCCCCGCGCCCGCCCCGGCGCCCUCCUCCUCCUCCUCCUGCUGCAGCGGCGGCUGCUGCGGCUCCGGCGGCGGCUGCUGCGGCUCCGGCGGCGGCUGUUGCGGCUCCAGCGGCGGCUGCUGCGGCUCCAGCUCCAGCGGCUGCUGCUGCUUUCCAAUCAGGCGCCGCCGGCAGCGGAGUCGCGGCUGCUGCUGCUGCAGGGGCGGCAGCCAGCGGUCCCAGCGCUCCAGCAACUGCCAGAGCUCUGGCUGCUGCUCUGGCUGCUGA